Molecule: messenger RNA, 6214 nt
Organism: Spodoptera frugiperda (fall armyworm)
Lineage: Eukaryota; Metazoa; Arthropoda; Insecta; Lepidoptera; Noctuidae
Gene: Rbfox1
Product: RNA binding protein fox-1 homolog 3
Exons: 14
Coding region: 518-1909 (463 amino acids)
Biological process (GO): regulation of alternative mRNA splicing, via spliceosome; nervous system development
Cellular component (GO): cytoplasm; nucleus
Molecular function (GO): mRNA binding
Source: RefSeq, a predicted model, not a curated record
GUAUCUAACCAAUGCCCAGCAUUGACUACUAUUCUUAAAUAAAAAAUGUUGUUAUUAUGGCUUGGUUAGGUUGUGACCGAAAAGUUAAAAUCAUCUGUAAUUUUGUGUAAAAGCAACGGCAACAUUGUUUGUCACGUUUCGUCCGCCGAAUCAUGCCGACUGUAUCUCCUAUCCUUGUCUUUCUCACGGUGAUCCGCACGGGCGAGGCGACUCGGUGAGUAGCCACGCGUGCUCGUACCCGUCCGUUGUUGCACAUCGACAUUAACCGCUUUCAGUGCUAGAGCGCGUUCCUCCGCGCUAUACUCACAUAACCUAAAAGUUAAACAAUCCUGAUAAUUUUAGUACUAUUCAUUGUAAAACCAUUAAAUACUCAUGAUUACCUCGAAUUUAUAAGUUAGUGUUGUGGAAGUUUACGCCCAGCGAAAGGGCGUACGUGGAGUGUAUUUUUGUGCAACACAAAGUAAAUACAAACGGCAAGCUGUGGGGUUCAGGGGCCUUUUUUUUGCCGCCGCAGGGGAUGUACUAUCCUGUGAGUAACGGCAAUGUCAUCGAUACAGGAACACCAACCUUGCUGCAUAUGGUGGGGACGGGUAUGGCGACCCCGUUCCCGGCGGCGGCGGCGGCUGCGGCAGCCGCGGCACAGUUCGCAGCUAACGGCGACGCACUCGCCGGCGUGAAGGCUGAGGCUGCCGGUCCGACAGCUCCACCUCAACCCCCGCUCGUUAAGAGCGAAGGCCCGCCACCGCCCGCGCCUCUACCGCCCGCCAAUUUCUCCCCUCAACCGCCUCCUCAACAAACACACACACAAAAUUCAGUAGAAAAUCAAAACAACAAUAACAAUACGCAAAGCGAAGGCGAAGCAAAUGAAGAGAGCACACCAGUAAGUGUGGCGGCGGCGGUGGUGGCGCAGCAAGCCGCGGCCGUAGUGGCGCAGCAAGCGGCGGCGGCGCACGCGGCGGCCGCGGCCGUCAGCGCUGCCGUCGCUGCCGGCAAUGUUAACGCUACCGGCACUCCUGAAAAACCGACACUCGUACCCGUCUCACAAGCGUCACAACCUAAACGAUUACACGUCUCCAAUAUACCCUUCAGAUUUAGGGACCCAGAUCUUAGAAAUAUGUUUGGGCAAUAUGGCACGAUUCUCGAUGUAGAAAUUAUCUUCAACGAACGUGGUUCCAAGGGAUUCGGUUUUGUAACAUUCGCAAAUAGUGGUGAUGCGGAGCGAGCACGAGAGCGUCUUCACGGCACCGUGGUUGAGGGCAGAAAGAUAGAGGUUAAUAAUGCGACAGCGAGAGUGCAGACAAAGAAACCUCCGACAGUUCCCAACGUGUGUGUCCAGUGGCCGGAAGGUGAGAACCUUCAUUACGAUUUUGCGCUGCGCCGCGAGCCGCGCGCCGCGCCGCACGCCGCCGCCGCCCCCGCCCCGCACGCCCCGCCCCAGCACGCGCUGUCGCACGCCGUGCUCAACCGCGCCGCCGCCUACGCCUCGCAGAUGCACGCCUACGCGCCUGUAUAUUACGACCCGUUCUUAGCAGCCGCGGCGACGGCUGACUCCAACUACAGACUCCAGGCCGCGAAGCCGGCAGCCGAGGCGGCAGCUGCAGCAGCAGCGGCAGCGGCGCCCCUGCUGAAGUCUCCGCUUACUUCGGCGCAGCACGCGGCGGCGGCGGCCGCGGCCGCUAACUACGGCGCGGCCGCGCGCGCCGCCGCCGCCGCCGUCAGCGCCGCGCCCGCGCCCGCGCUCGCGCCGCUCGCUGCCACGUCAGUACCAACGUCCACCUCCAACACUUUGAUGUCGCUCAUGUACGGCAGAGAAUAUGCAGAUCCAUAUUUAGGCCAUGGAAUCGGACCAGUAUCAGGAUAUGGGACUGCAGUGUACAGAAGUGGCUACAACAGAUUUGCGCCAUACUAGAAAGCCAGUGGAUGGAUACGAUUGAACUCGAAUACCUUCGUCACCUUCACCUUAACAUGACAAUGAACUCUCUUUGUAAACGUACAAACAUAAAUCAUAAAUUUAAGGAUCAAUAAUAAACGCUAGCAGACUACCGUGUAAGUAUCUAAGCUUGGGUAGCAAACUAACGAAGUAACGAGCGAGCGUGGAGUCGUGCAGUCGUCGAGUCGUCGAGUCGUCGGCGUCCACAACUUAUGAAAUACCAAAGUCAUUAAAAUUUCUAACAGAAUACUUUAUAAGUUGAACUUAAUGUAAAUUAUUGUGUACCUAAUGCUAUACAAGUGCGAGCAGCUAAAGUGAUUGCUUUCGUUCUAUUUAGAUAUUCUAGGAGUUACUAUAAUUUUAACAGAAGUGAAUUCAUCUUACGAUCAUACGUACCGUACUGUCUAGUGUAGAUGUUACACUUUGUUCAUCGUGGACAAUAGAAGAAAUAUUUACUAUAUUGUAAUGAUAUAUUUAGUGAGCUUUGCACUUGCAUAUCAUAAAAUUGUAAAUACUUGUUUGGAAACAUUUAAUUCGGUCUUGAUAUUUUAUUUUUAAAUUCAAAAUUGCCAAAUGGUGUUUCCUGAAUACAUUUUCAGCGAUCUUAUUCUAAAUAAUAAUAUACUCGUUAACGUUAAAUGGUCUCCAUUUUUAAUUAUUAAAUAGAAUAAAUUCGAUUUGUAAACGCGAAUUAGUUGGCGUUGCGGUUUAUACCUAAUAUAUCAAUUUUAGUAAAAUCGCCGUUAUUAUCUUGUAGACAUGUAUGUACGCAGAGACAAUAGAAAUCUCAAAUCAACUAUUUUGGAGUAAAUACGUUAUUUGGUGCGAUAUCAAUGUGGUGCCAUUUAUUUGGUUGUUAUUUUUACAUCGUAUUAUAUAUUUUCUAAAGUUACCUUGUACUCUAUACAGUUUAUGUGACCUAGUUGUAGGCUGUCCCUCGGAGAACGCGACCAACGUCUCGGGUGUGCAAUGCUCUGCCUCGCGUCGCUCCGCUUGAAGCGUGUCUCUUGAACUUUUGGCAGUGAACGCGAGGAGAGCACUUGUAUACGUGUGUUGUUAGUCGGUAGAACUAAUAUGGCGUCGUUUCGGUUUGUACAUUUCGCUUGAAGCUUACGUUGUCGACAGUCCCCGUUCCUUCCGUCAGCGCUGUGUCGCAGUCUGAGCCAGGCGUUUUCUCGUGUUCCUGGUUACUUGUAAAUCGGUUGCUAGUUUAUAAAUAAGCUAAUGUUUUACAGAGUGUAGGCGAAACGCUUUAGCUGUAGUCUAUAAGGAAGAAGGGAACUCCGUCGAGUUCUUACAUAUCAUUGAGAUUUUCUCCUUGUAUGUAGUUACGUUUAUUCAAUAAUUAUUCUAUUGUCUUUUAACGAUGUCUUAUUUUUACAAUGCUAUUUAAUAUUUUUGUCUGGCGUACGGACUUUCAUUUUUAUAGAACAAACACGCAUACGGGUCCAACCCUUUUAGAAGUUGUAAAUUUUAGAUCUAACAUUUGCAUUAGGAUUUUAAAGUAUUGUAACAUCUAUGAAUUCGCUCAACGUUUAUACCAAAGCACAAAAACCCAUCGAUUCAUACGUAUUCGGAGAAGUGUUUCAUGACAUUAACCCCUUUUCGAUAGAUUUAAUAGUCUUUCAAUGAGAAAAACUUGGGAAAUCUAUAAGUCGUGGUGUAGAUAGAUGAUAACUAGAACAAAACUACAGACUUUAUUUUUUACUUCAUUUGUUGAAAGUUUUCAUUAAUCCUAAGUAAUUUUUUUCUAAGGACAUAUCUACAUGUUUGCCAUCUAGAGUAGUUUAAUCUUAACGUAGUUCAAUGACUAUAUACAUACAUAAAAUAUAGAUCUGAAUUAAAUCAUAGUUGAUUGUCAAUCUUCUCAUGUUAUUGUAAAUUCCUAAGGAAUAUAGUACACAUUGUGUUACAGAUGUGUCUGUAUGAGAGGUUGCGUCGACGUCGACGUAUUAGAGCUUUGUCAGUUUAUUUUUCAAACCUUUACGUAGCAAGUAGAGAUAGAGUACCGAAUACGUUGGGCUGGUGCAGGGGCGCAUGGCUCUCGUCACUGCUCGGUGUCGUCUGAUGAUGAUAGCUUUAAUUAAUUAAAGGUGUUAAGGUGAUGUUCUCACCCAGUUGUGUCAUCUUGUAACCACAAUUAGAAUAACUAACUCAAGUAGCAUUUCCAUGACAUUAUUAUUAUUAUUUGUCUUGCAGAAUUCUAGUCUUCGCGCACAAUCUUUUAUUAAAAUAAUAAAUAAAUAGUAAAGGUGCUUACUCGUAAAGGUUUCAUGUGAUAUUUACGGAAUUAGUUGUCGAAUCUUUGUCUCGAUUUUUAUUCUAUUAUUUCCGUACGAUAUGUAAUAAGCAGUUCGUGUCAUAUUUUCCUUUUACUGAUUAUUUUUAUAAUUAUUACUCUCGCCUUUUAGUGCCACUGGCUUUUAUAUAAUAAGUUAUAUUUACUUUAUCGUACGUUAUUGUAGUCUCGUUGCAGCUUCGAACAAUAUUUUGUGCUUUACUGCUGAAUACUCAUGCGUGGAUGCGUUAUUUUAAGUAAUUCUUAGGUUUGUAGGAAUUGUCUGAUUAAUGCAAGAUUUUGUAUCUGAGUACAGAAACAAGUACAUGUGAUUCUAUUUGAUGAUUUUAUUGUUUAGUUUUAGUAUUUUGUAUCAAUUAAAGUCACAAAUAUUUGUGAGUGUUAUAUUUUUAAAUCAUCAUAUUUUAUAACAAGUUAACAGGACUUUAUUUGGAAAUACAAUAAUUACUUACGAACUUUGAUAUUAAAAAUUCGAUCAAAUUCUGACCAAAUCUCGUCUUGUUUACUUGGAAUUUUAAAAUGUACCUACAUAAUUUUUGAUUAUGUUAUCUUUAUAGUCUUUAUGUAUGAUUUUAAUGAUAAUUAAAUAAAUCACAAAAGCAAAAUACCUAAGUUUUGUAUAAAGUUACAUAAUAUAAGCCAAAUUGUUGUUACUUGGAGAAUAAUCAGAAUUUAAAUUACAUAUCUGACAAAAUGGUUAGUGUGCUACAAUAAGAUUGAAAAAAAAAUAACAUCAAGAACAAUGUAUUAUAAAUAUUAUAAUCAUUAAAUUAAGGAUAUGUAUUUUGUAACGCAGUUUGUUUCUCAGUUUUUAUGAGAUGUUAAAUUAAAGUUUCAUACUACUCUUGUUUCAUGCUGUGCACAACUUAUACGAUCGUCGGCUUCGAUAUUGUAUUCAUUAGAUAAAGCGAAUUGUUAUAUUGUGCAUAAUAAAUCAUAUCAGUAGUGGUGUUAGCUAGUUGCGAGCCGGCGGCAGCGUCCACUGUACAUAGGUAUACUUAGUGUUACCGGCGGCCGUAUUACUGUGCCCUCGGGUCAUAUUGUUAAAGUAGCCAGAGUUGAUAAGUAUCACUUGUUCGUCAAUUGCACUCGUCAAAGCUGUUCAGUUGGUGUUGUAGGUUAUUCAGAUAUUAGCGGGGUUAUUGUUAGCUCCUGCGUGGCAAACUCGCAACUUGUGGCCGUGCAUGACACUCAUUUUAUUGCACGACAUCGCCACACGGCACGUCUACAAAUUGCUGGUUUGUUUGCGAUUAACCCCAAAACAUUUAGAUGGUGUAACGCAUACUGACUAUGGGAUCGAUUAGUUGCUGGUCUACUAUCCGGAACGUAAAUAAGUUUAACGUUCUAAGAUCCAUAUUAUCACUGUUAACUUAAUUAUAGCUAUCGUUUGUAAUUACUAUUUGUUAUGCAUUACUUUUGAAGUUGCUUGUAGUGAUCAAAGCAGUCAGUAUGCGUUGCAGCUGCAUUGUGGGCUAGUAUGCGCGUGCGCAUAGUUUCCGAGCUAGUCUCGAGCACACUUGCAGCCGGCCAGUAUUUGAAAUACUAUUACAAUACCGUGCUCAAUUCCUGUAUCUGUACAUUGUAAGUAUAAUGUUGACAAAAUGUUUUUGAAGUUUAAUGUAAACUACAUACAAUAGGUUUGUUACAUAAUGAAUGUCUUCCGUUUGGCACAUUUUAUAGAUAUACCUACUUUGCACAUUUUAUUAAAGCACGGAUCUACAUAGGAAUACUAGUUCAAUAUUAUUUAACAGAGAUAUUUUCAAGCCAAGUGCACAGCGAGCCCCUCAUAUACAAUUUGUGAUACCUAAAGUGAAAUACGAUUUUCCUUUUUUUUUGUGUGGCAAUUUUUAAUGGAUUGCAAAGCUGAUUUUCUCUUUUGAAUUGUAAAUAUUUUUUUCUAAUGAAAAAUAUUAAAUGAAGUGAAUCAUUUUAAAGCCUUUGGCAUUGUGUACUCAUUUACGUUAUAAAUAAAUUAUAGUAUAAAA